AUGGGGCAGAAGCAGGUCGGGUCAGUGACCUCAGCGGAGAGGGGGACCCUGGUCACAGUUGCCCUGGCAGGCAAUGCUCAGGGCGACCUUGUUCCGCCAUUUUUCAUCUUCCCCCGUAAGCGGUUCAAAGACCACUUCCUGAGGGGUGGACCCGUUGGCUGUGCUGGCAGCGGCAACCCAACUGGCUGGAUGAAGGAGCCAGACUUCCUCCUGUACCUGGCCCACUUCACCAGUCACACCCGUGUGUCCAAGGAGUCGAAGCUGCUCCUCCUGCUGGACAAUCACACGUCCCACCUGUCAAUUGCAGCAAUUGAUUACUGCAGAGCCAAUGGCAUAGUGCUGCUGUCAUUCCCUCCCCACUGCACCCACAGGUUGCAGCCAAUGGACAUUAGUGUCUUCGGCCCCCUUAAGGGGUACGUAAACAGUGCGGCGGACAGGUGGAUGAGGAGCCACCCAGGGAUAAACAUCUCAAUUUAUGAUGUGCCCUCCAUCGUUGCUGAAGCCUUACCAAAGGCUGCAACAGUGAACAACAUCACCUCCGGGUUCUCAAGUCCAGGGAUCUGGCCUUUUAACCCCUCUGCAUUUGAGGAAAAGGACUUCGCCGGAGCCUAUUCGACAGACCGUCCUCCUCCCCAGGCUUCGGGUGACGAGGUCAGCGCUUCUCCAGGUGCCACUUCAGGCAUGGAUGUACCUGAUCGAGCUGCCGGGCCUGACGAAGCUGUCCAGCCUGAGGGAGAGGCCGUUGAAUUCAGCCCGGACAUCGUCCGGCCUUACCCUAAGGCCGGACCUAGAAAGAUCACAAAGAGAAGAGGGAGAAAGAGGACAACUGCUAUACUUACGGACACCCCGGUGAGGGCUGCUUUAGAGGCGGAAAAACAGGGAACUGUGAAGCAGCGUCGUCCCGCCAAGCAGCCUCCCUCCUCUCGGGCUCCCAAGAAGAGGCUCUUCUCGCCCGCUCCUGAAGCCGCCCCCCUUGCUGGAGUCACCCCUGGUGCCACCUCAGCUGCUCCUCCCACCAUCACCUGGCCCGCUGAUGGAGUCAGCCCCACCUUAGGCCUAGUUUGUCCUGUUCCGGAGGCAGCAGAGUUCACCACCAUUGCUGCCUCUACAUCUCCAAUUUAUUUAGGCCUAUCCAGCGAGGACGUCAGCUGCCUCGUGUGCUGCGAGCUCUUCAGCGCCUCGAUGUCUGGGGAAGAGUGGGUCCAGUGUGUAUUUUGCUAUAAGUGGUCGCAUGAGGCUUGCACCGACGGGAGUGCACACUACCUGUGUCACCUGUGUGACAAAGAAUAAAAAUAUUCAGCCUACUAUACUGUCCAUGUGUCUUCACUAGUUUGCAGUGGAAAUACUGUAAAUGUAGGCCUACAGCACAAUUCACUUAACAUUAUAGACUGAUUAACUAACUAACUAACUAUGAGGCCUGGGUUAGGCUAUGAGUGGGAGCUUGGCUAUUAAAUAUUUUGCAGGGUAGGCCUACUUUUCGUCCAUCAUGGUAACGCAUCAAAAAUAACAAUGGCUACAUUAAAUUAUGACAAUAAUAAUUUA
Molecule: messenger RNA, 1542 nt
Organism: Gadus macrocephalus (Pacific cod)
Lineage: Eukaryota; Metazoa; Chordata; Actinopteri; Gadiformes; Gadidae
Exons: 3
Coding region: 1-1290 (429 amino acids)
Cellular component (GO): nucleus
Molecular function (GO): DNA binding
Source: RefSeq, a predicted model, not a curated record